CACAUUUCAGUUGAAGGCAUUCAGUUGUACAACUGACUAGGUAUCACCUUCUCCCUUUCCAAUCGGAAUUUCAGCGCAAAAAUAUGAAGCCUUUGCGCGCGCCUGUGGUCGCAAUGUCGUGUGUCAUAAUAGCGCAAAAGUGGAAUGUUUGGUCAACGGAUUCCAAAUGAAGAUUCUGAUACAUUUGAAUAUCAAUUUUGAUGCUGUUUAAGCUGACGAUUGUUUAUUUUCGAGUGGACUGGUGCUAUCUAAAUAUCGCAAUGAACAGAGCAGAUUAUUUGGCUUUCCCAGCCAUUGUUGGGACCACUGGACAAUACAAUAAUUUGAGAAAAAUGUGGGAUGGCCAACACUACAAAUACCACAUGGACAGAAUGCAGAAAACUAAACAAAUGGUUGACAACAAAGCCCCCAGCACAUAUCUGCAUUGUCAUCUAAAGAUGAAAAAGAUUCAGAUGGAGCAGGAGCGUCUGAUGGAGCUGGAGAGGGACAACCGCUUGCUGGUGUCCAGGAUCGCCCGCACCAUGGGCACCAAAGGAGGCCUGGACAACUGGAACAAGUACCAGCCCAAACCCAGUGUGAGUGCAGACCUAAGGAACAGGGAGCUGGUGAAGAUUUCUCUGGAGAACCAGGCCAUUCUAAAGAAGAUCAACAUGACUAAGUCAGUCUACGACCACAGGACAUGGCUGGACGACUUCAAAGUCACAAGAGGUUAUGUGAACAGACUGUUGAAGUACCCUGAACAGCCCAUACCGCCAAAGCAGCACAAGAUGCUGAACUUGGUCUAGAAUCACAACCACAAUCAAAAUGCAGUCAUUUUGCCACAUACUUGUAAGACUUCAAUACAUUUAAAUCAUGGAAACUUUAUUCAUUUUUGUGUCACUUCCAUCAUUUG
Messenger RNA from Oncorhynchus mykiss (rainbow trout), 892 nucleotides. Its product is annotated as sperm axonemal maintenance protein CFAP97D1-like. The record is from RefSeq and is a predicted model, not a curated record. Lineage: Eukaryota; Metazoa; Chordata; Actinopteri; Salmoniformes; Salmonidae.